Lottia gigantea (owl limpet) is the source of this 2669-nucleotide messenger RNA. RefSeq lists its product as hypothetical. The transcript is spliced from 10 exons. Lineage: Eukaryota; Metazoa; Mollusca; Gastropoda; Lottiidae. The record is from RefSeq and is a predicted model, not a curated record. The coding region runs from base 673 to 2157 and encodes 494 amino acids. Gene Ontology annotation, molecular function: methyltransferase activity.
AUGUCGCCCAUUACAGAAGGAAAUGUGAAUGCGAAUGCCUUCACCGGAAGUCACCAUGGAUCAGAUCCGGGUAUACGAAAUCGUGGCGACGGAAGAUUGUCGUUUGUUAAUAGUGACAAAAGACCGUUAUCACGAGCAGGAAGCAUGGAAUCGAACGCGCCUGGAACUCAAUUAAAGGAAAAUUCAAAUCUGGGAAGCAUUCGGAACGGUGUAUUCCAUUCAUUAGUAGACAUGAGUAACCUAAGCAAACAUAAAAUGGAAUUUUUCCACAAGGAGGAAUGUUUAUAUUCACACGAAAUGUUUCUUAAAGCUGGGAAAAUUUACGAUUCUUUAAAACACGAAGAAACAGAUGUUAAAAAAACAGAGCACACCGAGGAUAACGAGGAAGUUGGUUUCAACAGUCUAGCUCAAUUAGAUUUUGAAAAUGAAAAUGAAAAACGUUUAACGUUUGAAUUGGCCUUUUCUACUUUAAAAUGUGAGAUAAUUACAACUGAAAUAGAAGGAGAAUACAAUACAUAUACUGUAUAACGCCUAGUGUAAUACGCACACAAACGCAGUUAUGACUGACGUGUAACUAUUUGUAUUACAGACCAGUCCUUAUUUGAAGAUAUUGUUUACGAAACGUCGUUUUAUAAUCAUUACCCAGAACUACAAGAAGAUGAAGGCAUCGUCAUGGUGGUGUUAUACGACUAUCAAAACCGUCGGUUCCAGUACCGCGUACCGUUUCCAGACGAGGAACUCAACGAAAUAGUCACUAAGGUAGAAACAGCUAUAAACGAUAUGAAAACAAAAUUAGCUGCAGCAAUAGCUCGACAUAGAAUCAAAGCUAGUGCCAGAUCUUUAGAGUUCCUCCUGCCAGAAAGUGUCCGACACAGCGACGAGGCGAAGAGCAAGAUGCCGGCGUAUUUCUGGAUUAACCAGUUACGGACAAGUACAGAAGACGUGAUGGAUCUGUUACGAGUGGAAGGGUUUAAGAUCGUGAAUUCUGUACGGGAACUGGGUGAUGAUGGAGACAAGUUUUAUUGUUUUGAUCACCAUUGUCCAGAUCUACUGGUCGUGGCCUCACAUCAAGUUAAAUCUCUACAGGAAUCUGAUAUUGUUAAUGAUGGUCUAAUAGUCAGACAGGAUAAGUCAAGCUGUUUGGCGCCACAUACAGUUAAAUAUCUACUAAACGAAGAUGAUGACGUCAUUCACGUUAACGCGGGAUUUGGUUUGACUUCUGGUCACAUAGCCAGCUUAUUGAAACCUUCCAAAAGUCACAUCUUUGCUUUUGGCGCCACCGGUGAUGCAGAUGUGUACAGAAUUCACAAAAACCUUGGCCGAUUGGGCGUCGGGAAAUGUGUGAGAGUAAUAUCGGAACCAUUUUUAAACAUAGAGCCAGACGAUAGCCGGUAUAAAUCAGUUCGUAUUGUCCUAGUCACAGCGGACUGUACCAAAUCAGCAGUCACUAACCCUGUAGAGUUUGUGGUCAGCGAGGGAGAAGAUAUGACGAUAUUAAAGGAUCUAUCAGUGGGUGAUAAAGAUGCUAUGAAAAUAAACCAACUAAAUAAUGAACAUUCUAGGAUUCUAAAACACGCCAUGAGAUUUUCGAAAGUACAGGCGGUAGUGUAUAUGACCAGGUCGGUCCAUGAAGCCGAGAACGAGAUGGUGGUGGAAAAAACAGUAGAGUAUGUGAACUCGAUACAACAGAAAAAGAUGCCAUUCCGUCUGGUGCCACCGGUUCUAGCUUUCAGUGCAGAUGAGAUUGAAAACAAUCGUGGAAUCUGCGGGAAGUAUAUGAAAUUUAAACCAUCCAAUACAAUGAAUGGUUGUUUUGUGGCCGUCAUCACAAGAGAGCCAGAAGAUUUGAAAGAUUCCGCGAAGGAUGCUAUAGCACGUGCCAAUGCUAAAGGACUUUUGGGCGCGAAAUCAAAGAAAGGUCACGAUUCGGAUAACCAUCAUGGACACCAUAUCAAAUCUAAAAAAUCUCGGAAAAAACUUCGAGCUAGUGCUAGCGCUGGAUUUAAACCUAAUAUGACAAUCAGUUCAAAUCGGAUGCAGAUGUAUCAGAAAUCGUCAGGAUUGAAGCAAGUCAUAUCGGCUGCACGGAAACGGGACCAGGACGACAAAACUAAGCAUCUGAGUCUACCCAGACUUUGGUGUAGAAAAUGGAUAUAAAAAAAGCAAAAUGAAAAGUCUCACACUAAUAAACUGUUCCUAGAUUAUUUUGCUCAUCCGGUGACUUAAACAGUUGAAGCAUCAACAGUCCACUUCAUUUUUAGGUAGUGUAAGUAGUAAUGAACACUAUAUAGGUCUGGCUUGUAAUGUUUCAUUUACUAUUUAUUCUACCUCAAAAAUGAAGUGGACCGCUCCUACAAUUUGGCAUCGUUCUCCAAGGUGCAUAAAUAUCCAUGUAAAGAAAGUGGGUUAAAGGUAUUUUUGCACGUCCAUUGGCAUUUCCAGACUUAAAAGUAGAGUCCAUUAUGUUCCAGAGGUAGAAUAAGUGACACAUGAUCUUAACAAGCCAGAGUAAUAUUUUGUUUAUUUCUGUGGACGGUCUUUGUUACGUGGUUAUGACUAAAAUGCAGUCAAAUGUAGUGCGACAUUGAGCAUUAUUAUGGUUUGUUACAUUUCAUACAUGACGUCAAUAUUAUGGAGGAUUAUUUUUACUAAUAAAUAUCUGUUUCGUU